Lineus longissimus is the source of this 3132-nucleotide messenger RNA. Its product is annotated as putative aminopeptidase W07G4.4. Gene Ontology annotation, cellular component: cytoplasm. Gene Ontology annotation, biological process: proteolysis. The record is from RefSeq and is a predicted model, not a curated record. The coding region runs from base 146 to 1702 and encodes 518 amino acids. Gene Ontology annotation, molecular function: manganese ion binding; metalloaminopeptidase activity. Lineage: Eukaryota; Metazoa; Nemertea; Pilidiophora; Heteronemertea; Lineidae. The transcript has 15 exons.
GUGAAAGAAACCCGACCGGUUAAAAGGGAGUGGAAAGAAUUGACAAAUCAUUAAGUGCGCGGCCGGCCGUCGACAGCCACGUCUUAUCAAAUCCACCCUCGGAAAACUAAUCGAAUCUCCGACUGAGUCCACCCGAGUCGCUGUCAUGUCAAGCAGACUUCCUUGCCCCGUGGUGCCCAGUCUUGAUGUCAGAGACUGCCAGUUUGACUCUGUCGUGGUGGUGACUGAUUCAACAGCGAAACUAACUGGAGACUUGGAAUGUCUGAGGGCUCCUCUUGAGAAGUAUGCAACGAUUGACAGUGCAUUCGAGAAGGAUGUUGUUGUGAUGGAGGUUCCAUUUUUGCCAGGAAAGCGACUGAUAUUUUCUCCCACUGGCCCACUGAAUCGUGACUGUGAUGAUGUGCGAAGAUUUGCUGAUGCAGCAGAAAAUGGAAUUAAGAGGGCAGUCAGUGCUGGUUCGAGAUCACCACUCCUGGUCCGUCCCAUUGACGAUUCCUUCCCCGAAGCAGGCAAGGUGACAACUCUUGGUGCUUUACAGGCUCUUUAUGUGCCUUUGGAAAUCCGAGAAGACCCUAACAUUCCAGGCCGACGCUUUAAGGUAGAUAAAUUGGGUGUGUGGUGUAAUGAUGAGAGGAAAUUAUUGAACGCACUGAACAUACUCAAGGCCAUCGAAAUGGGAAGGUCUGUCACCAGAGAUAUUGGGGGGUCUGACCCAGAGAGAAUGGCCCCACCGCAUGUCGCAGAAUAUGUAGAAGAUGUAUUUGCUGGAACAUGCAUAAAGGUGAUUGUUGUGUCAGAUCUUGCCACGCUCACAAGGGAGUAUCCUCUCCUUGCAGCUGUCAACAGGGCUGCCCAUUUGGUAGAACGGCAUCAAGCUCGCCUGAUAUUCCUCGAGUAUACCGGAGAGGGCACCAUUGAUAAGACACUGUUAUUUGUUGGAAAGGGUAUCUGUUACGACACUGGUGGUGCUGAUAUCAAGGCUGGUGGACACAUGGCAGGCAUGCAUCGGGACAAGUGUGGUGCGGCUACUGUUGCAGGAAUAUUCCAGACACUCUCCGUUCUGAAACCAAAAGGCUUGAAAGCUGUGGCAGCAAUGUGUAUGGUUAGGAACAGUGUUGGUUCUCAAUGUUACGUGGCUGAUGAGAUCAUCACAUCGAGAGCGAAGGUUCGCGUAAGGGUCGGAAAUACAGAUGCUGAGGGCAGAAUGGUCAUGUCAGAUCUGCUGUGCUUCAUGAAGGAACAGGCUCUGAAAGAAGUCAACCCUCACAUAUUCACCAUUGCGACCUUGACCGGACAUGCAAUUAGGGCAAUGGGCCCACACUAUUCGAUUAUCAUGGAUAAUGGCCCAGCCCGUCGGGAGAAAACCUCACAAAAUAUGCAAGAAUCCGGUGAUAGACUCGGCGAUCCUUUUGAAAUAUCCAACAUCAGGAGGGAGGACUAUGAAUUCCAUAAAGGUAAAUCAGAAUACGAGGAUGUACUGCAAUGCAACAAUAGCCCAUCCACGAUGACAGAUCGAGGACAUCAGUCACCGUCAGCAUUCAUGAUCAUGGCUUCAGGGAUGGACAAGCAUGGCAUCGACUCCAAGCACCCAAUACCAUAUUCCCACCUGGAUAUCGCCGGUUCCUCCGGUCCAUUCCCCGGUGUACCGACAGGCUGUCCAAUACCCGCUAUCAUCAACUACUACGUGCUCCCAAGACUGUGAAUGAAACCAGUAUCAUAACGAUGACGUUCCGGUCAGCAACAUGUUAUUGACAAACUUAUUGCUCAACUUGUUAUUGACAAACUUAUGACACCAGGUGAUUAGUGUAGAUUCUACAUUGCUCAGAUAUUUUUCAGUACAAUUUAACCACUGAUGAUUUACUUACUUGUGUCGAGUGUUCUUUUUCAAACUGGUGUUUUUGCUGCUUAGCUCUGUCACUUUCUAGAUUUAUCUGUGCAUAAUAUGUAAGAUUAUAUGAUUGAAAGUUGUUAAGCUUUAUUUCCUUUCAAUUCUUUCAUUUCUUUAGGCUUGUAGUAAAUUGAUAAUUCAAUUAGGUUUGAGAGUGAAAGAAUUUUACUUACUUUUUUGUGGCUUGUUUGUAUCUGCAUGUAUGGAACCUCACUGCUACCAUGUGUUGUUAUUUUUAUGUCAGGUUCAGGCUAUAUUUGGUGGUUUCAACCCUCCAAUGUUACCACUUUGUAAAGCACAGUGUUUCAGGCAAUGUCUCCGUAUCACCAGGACAUAUCAAAUUACAACCAUAAAGCAGGCAAAUACAAUGUACUUCAUAUCAAAACAACCUGCCUAAAUGUAUAGCUACUGUGAAAUCUCAAAAUGAUGGGGAAUGACAAAGACUAUGACCUCUAGAUAGAAACUGGUGUGCAGAUUUGUAGUGUUUGAAUAUCAUACAUGUGCUGUAAAUGUGCUUUCAUGAAUCAAAUUAUAAAAGUCCUGUAGAAAAAGGGACGUACGAUGUAGUUGCCAGAUAAUUUACUUGUGUAAUGUCAUGAUGUAUUGGAUGAGAAGGUUGGUGCUUGUCCCUUAGCUGAUUAUAAUGUACCAUGUCAGAAUGUCUCCCUAUUUCUUCAUACAAUGAUAACUUGUAUUUUGUCUAAUGAUUAUCAAAGGUGCAGUAUUUAAUUUUGAACUUCAAUUGAACCAAAUAAGAGAACCAUUGAUUUUCUGUGUCUAGUUUUCGACAUUUUUGCAUUGAACAUAUGACAUUGAUGUGAUGUUGUGUAGAUGUAGUGUUGGACUGUAUGAAUGGUCAGAUUAUAGUAUGCAAACCUAAGAAUUUACACUUACUUUUGGUUGCUACAGAGGGAUAGUGACCCUAGUGGUUUUAGCUCUUGCCUCCCUCUCAGUGCAAAAAGUCUCUUUUGAGGUAACUUCCAUCUUCACCUGGUUGGCUAACAGCCUAUCCAAAACACCAGAUAUCUGUCCCAAAGUUUUACUUUUUAUGUACGCGUGUAACCACUACUAAAACACCAGGUACCUAAGUACCCGUCACCAGGUAUCCUAAACAAAAAAUAAUGGUCUCUGUUGGACUUUUCUUUCUCACGAACUCUGACUCUAUAUGUAUCUUCUGAUUCUAUAACCUUUGGUGAAUUGUCUGUGAUGUGAUCAUUCUUCAAUAAAGAUAUCUUUGAUUCAAA